Molecule: messenger RNA, 1392 nt
Organism: Polyodon spathula (Mississippi paddlefish)
Lineage: Eukaryota; Metazoa; Chordata; Actinopteri; Acipenseriformes; Polyodontidae
Product: solute carrier family 35 member F6-like
Exons: 6
Coding region: 120-1241 (373 amino acids)
Biological process (GO): transmembrane transport
Cellular component (GO): intracellular membrane-bounded organelle; membrane
Molecular function (GO): transmembrane transporter activity
Source: RefSeq, a predicted model, not a curated record
UUUAUACAGGAAGAAUGUACAGUCAGUUCUAUACUCAAAAACAAAGUCCAGGAACGGAUCUGCGCUAAAGCGAAAGCCUCUACAGGUAUUCUUAUCUUUGUUGUCUUGAACUCUUCACCAUGGCAUGGACAAAAUACCAACUCCUUCUCGCUGGAAUGAUGCUCAUCACAGGUUCCAUUAACACAUUAUCAGCCAAGUGGGCAGAUAACUUCUCUGCACCAGGAUGCAAAGGAUCUGCAGAACACUCCUUCUCGCACCCUUUCCUUCAGGCGGUGGGCAUGUUUCUUGGGGAACUCAGCUGCCUGGUGCUGUUCCACAUUCUCAUCUGUCAUGACAGAAGGAGCCCAGAACCAAAGAUGAACCCAGGCCAGACCUUUAACCCACUCUUCUUCUUCCCGCCAGCCAUGUGCGACAUGACAGCCACCUCCAUCAUGUAUGUUGCUCUCAACAUGACCAGUGCCUCAAGUUUCCAGAUGCUGCGGGGAGCAGUGAUUGUCUUCACUGGGUUGUUAUCCGUGGCAUUCCUGGGGCGGAAGCUGAUGGCCAGCCAAUGGAUCGGAAUCUUUAUCACCAUCACUGGUCUGCUGGUGGUCGGCCUGGCAGACUUUGUAAGUGGAGAAAAAGAUGAAAAACACAAGCUCAGUGAAGUCAUUACAGGUGACCUCCUUAUUAUAAUGGCACAGAUCAUAGCUGCUGUCCAAAUGGUCCUGGAGGAGAAAUUUGUUUACAAGCAUGACGUCCAUCCUCUGCGGGCCGUGGGCACAGAAGGUUUAUUUGGCUUUGUCAUCCUGUCGCUCCUGCUCAUCCCCAUGUACUACAUUCCCGCGGGUCACUUCGGCAACAACCCCAGGCAGGUCCUGGAAGAUUCCUUGGACGCUUUCUGCCAGAUCGGCAACCAGCCCAUGAUCAUCCUGGCUCUGCUGGGCAACAUCAUCAGCAUUGCCUUCUUCAACUUUGCAGGGAUCAGCGUCACCAAGGAGAUGAGUGCCACCACGCGCAUGGUGCUGGACAGCCUGCGCACUGUGGUCAUCUGGGCAGUGAGCCUGGCUGUGGGCUGGGAGAGGUUUAAUGGGCUGCAGGUCCUGGGCUUCAUAAUUCUGCUUUUAGGUGCCGCUCUGUACAAUGGACUCCACAAGCCUGUGAUGGAAAAGAUCCCCUGCUGCGCUCGGUUCCUGGACCAGAGCUCAGAGGAAGAGGGGCUCCUGUCAGGAAGCACAGCUUCUGUUAAUGAGGACAGCUAAUUUUGUACUUACAGAAAUAUAUUUUUAAAGGUGGUGAGGUGUUUUAUGUCAUUAUUUCAACUGAAGUGUUUUAUGGUUCAUUUUAUUACUAAAUAGUUUUUUUUUUUGUUGAAUAAAACGUCAUAUUACCCACUUACAUAUCAAUUUAAAA